CAAUCAAUUUAUCUCUUUUUGCAGACACUCAACGAACUGAAAGGCGGUCAUUCCGGCUGUAUGAUGUGGCCGGGAUCAAAUAUGCCCUAUACCAAAGCCAAGGUGAAUUGUACGUACGUGAAAGCGUACAAUAUGUCCCUUCCGUGGAACGACCGGGUGGACACCGCGUUCCAGUGGAUCCGAGAUCCUAAGCAACCAGCAAAUCUCGUAAUGCUCUACAUAGAGGAACCGGACUAUUAUGGUCACAUUUACAGCCCGGAUUCGGAUCGAGUGGCACAGCUACUCAUCAAACUGAAUGAUCUUACACGAUAUAUUUACGACAAGGUUCGGGAGUUCAACCUCCAGGACCGGGUAAACGUUGUGCACCUCAGCGACCACGGCAUGGAUUCGCUGAUGCCGAAAAACUUCAUCAACUUAACGAGCUUUGUCCCCACGGAUGUGAAAUACGACCGGUACGGUAACACACCGGUUCUACAGAUUGUGCCAAAGGUGAAGCAACAGACAGCCGAUCUGUACCGGGCGUUGAAGAAUGCUUCGGAGAAGAAUGGAAACUUUGAUGUGUACACGCUGGAGAAUUUGCCCGCCCGGUGGCAUUUCAACAACUCGCAACGGACCGGACCGAUUACGGCGGUGGCCCGGUUGGGAUACGGAUUCGACGAUAUGUGGGACACGGUCGAGUACUAUCGGAAAACGUAUAAUGUUUCGGGUAAGUUUUGAGCGGAUCGAUCAUUGGUUAUUUCAA
This is a messenger RNA of Aedes aegypti (yellow fever mosquito), 742 nucleotides long. RefSeq names its product bis(5'-adenosyl)-triphosphatase enpp4-like. NCBI's taxonomy places the organism in Eukaryota, Metazoa, Arthropoda, Insecta, Diptera, Culicidae. The transcript has a single exon. The record is from RefSeq and is a predicted model, not a curated record. Bases 61 to 717 code for a protein of 218 amino acids.